Molecule: messenger RNA, 297 nt
Organism: Haemonchus placei
Lineage: Eukaryota; Metazoa; Nematoda; Chromadorea; Rhabditida; Trichostrongylidae
Source: the annotation of a GenBank genome assembly
AUGAAUGGACGUCGACUGAAUCAUCAUCUAACCCACGAUAUUGCCUAUCAAAUCGAUAACCGGGAAGGUAGGACGAUGGGUGUGGUGACAAAGAUGAAUCAUCGUAAAGAGAGAGAGCAAGACAAUGGAAUGAACGAGGAGACCAGGCGGCGACCACCCACGACGGCUCAUAAACUUACCUGGCUGGGAGGUUCUCGCGAUCAACAAGGCGGGACCUCCAUGGAGAGGCCUGCGCAUUGCACUUUAGCCCAGGCUGACCUGUGUGGCAGCUCCGAAUUGGGGUUCGCCAACAGCUAA